GUAGCUGUUUUGCAACUGUUGCAGGGGCGUGGGAUUUUUUUUACUCAUUUAUCAACGCAUUUCUAGCUAUUUACCCUCUGGAUUUGUAGUGUAGACCACAUCAGAGCAUUACUAUAGUCUUGACUUGUUUUUGCUUGUUAAAAUGGCUAACAUUGACCUCGCAAGGAUCGGAAACAACACGUUGAAGAGCGAGACGGGGGAGACAGUGGAGCUGAAGUCUCUAUGGAACGACCAACCAGUGGUGCUGUUCUUCCUUCGUAGGUUCGGUUGCCAGAUUUGCCGGUGGAUGGCAUCAGAAAUCAGCAAGUUAGAGCCAGAUUUGAAGGCCAGUGGUGUAUCUCUGGUUGGGGUUGGUCCAGAAGAGUUUGGGCUACAAGAGUUUAAAGAAGGAGGCUUUUUUAAAGGAGCUAUUUUUGUGGAUGAGAAGAAAAAAUGCUACAAGGACCUUGGCUUUAAAAGAUACACUGCUCUCAGUGUUGUUCCUGCUGCUCUGGGGAAGAAAGUACGAGACAUUUCCUCAAAGGCAAAUGCAGCAGGAAUUCAAGGAAACUUCUCCGGAGACCUUCUUCAAAGUGGAGGCAUGCUAAUUGUGAAUAAAGGUGGAGAGAAAGUCCUACUGCACUUCAUCCAGGACUCUCCUGGAGACAUGCUUCCUCUGGAGGAGAUCUCAAAGGCUGUGGGGAUCUCAGCCACAGUGCAGGCCGGACAGAAACCUGUGUGCAACGAUGACGUCUGUACGCGGUGAUGGUGCUAUCGAAGGUGAAAGCAAAGGUUUAUAAUGAAGAAAAGCCUAUUAUUUUAACAGUUUAUUUAAUUUUGUAAAUCAAUGCAAUUUUAUGUAAUGCAAUUUUCCAACCAUGAACAUCUUUUUCUACUUGAUAGUACUAUUUGUGUUUUAAUUCACUACAUAUCAAACCAGUGUGUGUGGUAUUGUCUACUGAAUUACACCGUGACCACUGUGCACAAGCCAGUUCUGAUACAUGUUUUUUUUUUAAAUUAUUUAUCAAACAAACCUCUCAAAAAGACUUAUUAUUAGAGGGCUACAGCUAAGGCCUCAUAAAUCAUAUUUGA
Messenger RNA from Periophthalmus magnuspinnatus, 1071 nucleotides. It is a transcript of the gene prxl2b, whose product is annotated as peroxiredoxin like 2B. Bases 143 to 745 code for a protein of 200 amino acids. The transcript has 7 exons. NCBI's taxonomy places the organism in Eukaryota, Metazoa, Chordata, Actinopteri, Gobiiformes, Gobiidae. The record is from RefSeq and is a predicted model, not a curated record.